Messenger RNA from Pantherophis guttatus, 1954 nucleotides. It is a transcript of the gene NFU1, whose product is annotated as NFU1 iron-sulfur cluster scaffold. Gene Ontology annotation, biological process: iron-sulfur cluster assembly. The record is from RefSeq and is a predicted model, not a curated record. Gene Ontology annotation, molecular function: iron ion binding; iron-sulfur cluster binding. NCBI's taxonomy places the organism in Eukaryota, Metazoa, Chordata, Lepidosauria, Squamata, Colubridae. Gene Ontology annotation, cellular component: mitochondrion.
GCGCAUGCGCGGGGGGUCCUUCUCGGGAGAGGCGUCAAGAUGGCGGCCGCGCGUCGUCUGGGGGCGGCGCUGGGGGGCCGCUUUUGUCAUUUGGGAUUAAGGAGUACGAAUGUAUCAAUUAAACAACAAUACCGUUUUGUUACACCACACAAGUCUUUCCUGUUUCCUGCAGUGCCACAGAUGUCAGUGAGGUCUCUAUUUAUUCAGACACAGGACACUCCAAAUCCAAACAGCUUAAAGUUUAUUCCAGGAAAACCAGUCCUGGAGUCCAGAACGAUGGAAUUCCCAUCUCCUGCUUCCACCUACUGCUCUCCAUUAGCAAGACAGCUCUUUCGGAUUGAAGGCGUUAAAAGUGUAUUUUUCGGAACAGACUUCAUUACUGUCACAAAGGAAAGUGAGGAGGUGGACUGGAAUUUAAUAAAGCCUGAUAUCUACGCAACUAUUAUGGACUUCUAUGCUUCGGGCUUGCCCAUUGUUACAGAAGAGGUCCCUCGUACAGACACAGCCCCAUCUGAAGAAGACGAUGAAGUUGUAUUGAUGAUAAAAGAGCUGCUGGAUACCAGAAUCAGGCCAACCGUCCAGGAGGACGGGGGAGACGUCAUCUUUAAGGGCUUUGAAGACGGGAUCGUGCAGCUGAAGCUGCAGGGUUCGUGCACCAGCUGCCCCAGUUCCAUCGUCACUUUAAAGAGCGGAAUACAAAACAUGCUGCAGUUCUAUAUUCCAGAGGUGGAAGGUGUGGAGCAGGUUGUUGAUGAUAAUGAAGAAAAAGAAGUGAAGUCAACCUGAAUCAGGGAAGAGCCCUGGACUGUGGGCAGAAACUAUGUGCCUGGUGGGUUUGUCUAAAUUGGCCCAAUGCAGUUUCUUCAUUGGGCCAAUUCUAUUAUUGUUUCACUGUAUAAGAAAACAAGCAAAUAGGAAGAAUCUUUGCUUUACAUGAACAAAAAGAGGAAAGCACACAGAAAAGGCAGGUUCCCAACAGUUUCUAAAAUACAUGCUUCCUCUCUUGGAUUCAAAUAUUUUCUGAAGUAUCUCCAAUUAUCUUCCUUGAAUAUCAGUUACCUAUUUAUUGGGCAGGCUCUCUCUCACUGACACUAUAGUCACUUCUGGACAUGAUUUGGUCAUAGAGCACUGCAUUUAAAAAAAAAAAAAACUUUUCCCCCCUGCUACUUAGAUUCCAAAAAUAUUUUUUUAAUUGCGCUCUCAUCAGGUGGUUUAAAUUUGUAGUUUUCAUUUUUUUAAAAAAACGCCCAUGAGUUCAAUAAAAUAUCUCUAAUACCACUGUCAUUUACCUUAUUUGCCUAGAAACUAUCUGAUAACACUUUGUUCCAAAAUUCAGCAGACUUCACUGUCCUCCUUGGUGAUCUCAAGGGAGCCAAACAUUCUUUUUACCACCGGAAUAGGAUUUUUUGCACUUGGAGCCUGAACACACGUAUUAUCACGCUUUGGAUGCAGAAUGAUGAUCUCGUGUGUGAAGUUGAACUUCUCCAGAAAAAAUGUCUUGAAUCUGUGGAGCAAACAAUCCAUUUGCAAGUCCUGCUUGGUUGCAGUGAGGUGUUCGUAGAUGCUGUGAUUGUAAGGAAAUAAUAGAAGUGUGUCGUGGGUCCAAUAAAGUCCACUAAGUGCAUUUACAUUUUAGAGGAAUGCAUGAAAAGAGGAGGAGCUUACACGGAGGCUUACAGAGGUUUUAUGUGCUGCUUCGUCUGUUUUUGGAAAAUAGAAGAACAACAUUGCUCAAACUUGGGGUGAAGCAGCUCCUUCCAUUGCAAAGCAUAGCAACUGAGACAUGACCCUUGCAAGGCGACAUUCCAGUAAGGAUCCAGGGGGGUUUGAAACGGCCGAUUUCAAAGGUUUAAAAUCAGUUUAAAUUAAAGCAAUUGGUAUGUAAUUCUGAAUGUGGUCAUUCUAGAACUUUGCCUGCACAUUGUGAAUAAAGACGCACCGUGGCUCAAACUUA